Orbicella faveolata is the source of this 909-nucleotide messenger RNA. Its product is annotated as regulatory-associated protein of mTOR-like. The record is from RefSeq and is a predicted model, not a curated record. Gene Ontology annotation, cellular component: TORC1 complex; cytoplasm. Lineage: Eukaryota; Metazoa; Cnidaria; Anthozoa; Scleractinia; Merulinidae. Gene Ontology annotation, biological process: cellular response to starvation; TORC1 signaling; positive regulation of cell growth. Gene Ontology annotation, molecular function: protein-macromolecule adaptor activity; protein binding.
GAUAACCGUGUGUUGAAAUAUAGCAACGAAAUCCAUUGGUUGGUUCGCUUCGUGACACUUGAAUCUACUUGAAACAGAAAGCGACAAACGGGGCCCGCGGUAUUUUCAUUGCGAUGAAAACAUAAACAUAAGCAUGCGCAGUUGCGCAACUUUUGGCCGGCGGCUGAACACGUUGUGUUUCCCUUUUCACGUCCCCUUGAAUUUACGAGAGCAGAAGCCGUUCAAGAUGGAUGUUGUUCAAUUUCUGGAGCCUCAAAUUCUAUUAUUGAGUGAUUAAAGGCUUCUAAGAUGUCAACGGACGAUUUCGACUACGACGAUUUGUUUUGCGAUGAGGACGAAGGCGAAAUAGUUGACUGGCAAUUGCCACUAUGUUUCAUGAAAAAACGCCACAAAGAGGUGAUCGAAGGAUCGAGACCACUGGCUCAGACAUGGCGUAUGAAAGAACGAAUGAAGACCGUGAGCGUGGCUCUCGUCUUAUGCUUGAACAUUGGUGUCGACCCUCCUGAUGUGGUUAAAACCUCACCAUGUGCACGGAUGGAGUGCUGGAUUGAUCCUCUUUCAAUGGGUCCACAAAAAGCUUUAGAAACUGUUGGCAACAAACUUCAGGAACAGUAUGAACGCUGGCAGCCAAGGGUGAGGAGAUAUUUCUUAGAAUUUAACUGAGCUUUUAAGAUAGUUAAGAAUGACAGUUACAUACUUGAGUUCCAUGCAUAAAACUAUUUAUCAGACCAUGUCAGUUACAGGAUGAAUGGUACAUGUAGAUUUUUGAUUCAAAGGCAGCUGAAGCUGUUGUGCUUCUGAUUGGAUUUUGAAUCUACCUCCCUUCUAAAAGAAAUUAGACAAAUAGUUAAGAGGGUUUCUGCAGAACAUUAGAGUAAUAAUGGCAAGAAUUAAGUUACCAAAAAAACC